AUGACUUCCAUCGUCAACGAGAGCUCCCAAAAUGCAUUCCUGUCUCUACGAGCCAGGUUGCGCACCCCCGAGGGCUCAUCGCAGCCAUUCUCCGGACGGGUGGGCACGGCCGCGCACCUAGACGGAUCAAAAAUCCAGGAGCGUCUGCAGCGCGAGCUCUGCAAAGUCUUGGCCGCGCAUCUCGCUCCGGAUAAGCAAAAAGACGCCAGCUCGACAAGCGAAAACUAUGCGUUGCUGGAAAAGCUUGCCAACUCCCUCGCCGCAACGGGAUCGAACCUGCACCAGCAGAGCACAUCCGAAAUACAAAGCGCCAGCGAAGAGAUACAGAGCAAGAUUGAUGAUUACAAGUACGAGUCACUCGCGGCGCUUGCUCAGAGCACCAAGCUGUACCAGAUCCUUGCGCAGCCGCUUGCAGAGAUGACAGGACCUGGCGCAGACGGGCAAGAAGAUACCAUCGCCGAGCAAAUUGCUCUUCUCCGUGAUGACUUUGCAAGUGCCGAUGCAAGAAUCGAGCUUCUCCACGAGCAGUGGCAGUCGUGUGUGCGCGCAGAGCAAGACGCGUGGAAGCGGCUGACGGAUGACGAGGACGAGCCCCGACAAGAGCUGGAUCUGCAGGACUUGGUGGACGCUACCGAAGGGAUCAUGGACACUGGAGAAACAGAGAUCAAGAAUAUCGAAUCCGAAUAUGCCGAGUAUAUCCAGAUCGAGAGCCUCAAGGUGAUGCAAACGCUCAUGGAGGGCUAA
Messenger RNA from Beauveria bassiana ARSEF 2860, 744 nucleotides. RefSeq lists its product as uncharacterized. The record is from RefSeq and is a predicted model, not a curated record. The transcript has 3 exons. NCBI's taxonomy places the organism in Eukaryota, Fungi, Ascomycota, Sordariomycetes, Hypocreales, Cordycipitaceae. Bases 1 to 744 code for a protein of 247 amino acids.